This is a messenger RNA of Rosa chinensis, 811 nucleotides long. RefSeq lists its product as uncharacterized. The transcript has 4 exons. Bases 288 to 662 code for a protein of 124 amino acids. The record is from RefSeq and is a predicted model, not a curated record. Lineage: Eukaryota; Viridiplantae; Streptophyta; Magnoliopsida; Rosales; Rosaceae.
GAGCAGCUUUUGUGCUUGGGGAAAAAAGGAAUGAAUCCUUAAGAAUAUCUAAUGGAAAUUCAAAUUCAUCCCCUAUAGAAGCUGAUAUUCCGGAAUGUGAAGCUACAACAAACUCAGAAAAGAAAAAAAUUCCACCUCGGGGUAAAGCCAAAUUGUUGGAUAUUGCCAAAAAAAAAAAAAGGAAACUUCCUAUUGUAGUUGAAUUCAAUGAAAGAGGCCAGCCCAUUGGAGAAAAUGCAGGUAUAUUCUCUUCUUUCAUUGGAGCCUCAGCAAGAGAACUAAUACCAAUGACCGCUGGAACUUGGAAAAAUCUAUCUAAUACUUUCAAAGAUCAGAUUUGGAAACACGUCACAACAAGUUUCAUUGUUGAUGAAUUCUACAAGAAGCAUAUUUUUCAAAGGAUGACGAAACUUUGGCAAGAUAAUAGAUCUUUAGUGAUGAAAGAAGCGGAAGAGCAAGCCAAAGUUGUUGAUUUACAGCGUGCUGCUGCCCUUCUCAAGCCUAAUAACAUAGAAUCCAUGGAUGAGUGGUUAGCUCUUAUUAAACACAGAACUAGUGUGGGAUUUAAGGAGAAGUGUCAAAAAUUAAGAGAAUGCGGGCAGGAAGAACUUUACUACAUAGAACUAGUAGAAAAAGUUUUGCACGCCUUGAAGAAGAAUUGAGGGAACAAAGUGAAAAUCCAGAUGCGAUAUCAAGGUUUGACAUAUGGAUACAUGCUUAUGAAGCAAAGAAGAAGAAGAGUUCAGAUGAAGUAGUUGAGGAUCCGGAAAUAGUGGUCUGCAUACUCUUCUUUAUGGCUCAUCUUUUGGUA